Messenger RNA from Candidozyma duobushaemuli, 1686 nucleotides. RefSeq names its product polynucleotide 5'-hydroxyl-kinase. The transcript has a single exon. The record is from RefSeq and is a predicted model, not a curated record. Lineage: Eukaryota; Fungi; Ascomycota; Pichiomycetes; Serinales; Metschnikowiaceae. Gene Ontology annotation, cellular component: nucleus. Gene Ontology annotation, biological process: cleavage in ITS2 between 5.8S rRNA and LSU-rRNA of tricistronic rRNA transcript (SSU-rRNA, 5.8S rRNA, LSU-rRNA). Bases 1 to 1686 code for a protein of 561 amino acids. Gene Ontology annotation, molecular function: polynucleotide 5'-hydroxyl-kinase activity.
AUGAGUGCAUUUGCAGCUUUUCGAAAGCUGUCCAGAAGUACACCAGAACUACCGUCUUACAAUUCCCCUUUUCCAAACAAUAUCCUAAAUUCCAAUGUUAAGUUAGACCCCAAAAAUGCCAUAUUCGCAGACUCCUCCAUCCUAAUAGGCCUCAAUCCGGGCGAUCAUGUCACUGCAAGUGGCACAUACAGAUUGAAAGUUGUCAAGGGAAGUACAUUGAUAAACAGCUUGCACAAGAUUGACAGCGAACAAACUUAUAAUGUCAUCACAAACGCAAAUGAACCACUACCCGUUAUCAGUGGAGUCGAUAAUCCUACACCUAAAGAUUCCAUACUACCUUCUUUUCCAACGGUAAUCGAAAUACAGAACUACGAUACGGGUCUUCAGAAUAUCGAUCGCAUCCAGGCACAGCUUAAAGACUUGUAUCUAUCUAAGCCCGAUCCACAGUACACCUUUGAUGUGAAGGAAGAAGGUGAUAAUGAUACAGGGGGUAUGAGAAUUGACCAAAGCGCAUUCAAAGCAGUCACAGAAGUGGGACACCGUUUAUCGAAUAACUCAGAAGUGGCAUUGGUUGCUGGAGCUGCGUUCAGUGGAAAACUGACUAUGGCACAUUUGCUUCUAAACUACAUAAGCACCAAUAGACCCAUGGCUUUUCUAGAUUUGGACCCAAAUAGCGGCAGGUUCUCACCUCCGGGUUGUUUGUCACUAAGCGUACAAAGUCAGCCGUGUUUUGGCGUGUUCACUUCAAACGGUGACCUGAACGGUAAAACGCUAUACUAUGGUCACAAUAGCCUGACGGCCUUGCCCACGUAUUACAUGAAAUGUGUGCGUGAAUUGAAGGACUACUAUGAGUCGAAGUUGCUGAAACAUCCCCUUAUUGUGAAUACUCCACCAGGCAUCAAAGGCCUAGGUAGGGAGCUACUCUCUCAGAUAUCUGCACUCUUCAAAACUUCGAUACUUGUGUAUCUAUCACAGAAUGGCUUGCCUGAAGCUGAAUCUUUUGAGGACGACUUUGAGGUCCAGGAUAACCCAGACGACGAGGUCAUUGCCGAUCUAACCCACACUUCGCUCUAUAAGGUCCAUGCUACGCGAAAGAAACCCAGGUUUCUGAACUACGCCCAUGAAAUUGCAUUACUACAAUACUUCCACAGAAUGGAAGGAAAAUACGAUUUCUCGUUCCUUGUGGAGCUGCCGCCUCAAAUGGUGAGCUAUUCACGUGGUGAUCCUCAUGGGGUCCCCUAUGUGGUUUCUCUCCACCAGUCUAUUCAAAAAUUGAACAAGGAAAAUGUGGAGGAGUAUUUGGAAGCUUCAGUGGUUGCUUUAUGCGCUGUUGAGUUGCCCCAGCGCCUUUCCAGCAAAACAUAUCCUCAAAUCAUAACGACAAACGAUUUUGUGAACUUAGGCCACGACGUGAUCUGCCUCUGCGUCAUCCACCUGAUAAGCAAAGAUGGGCACUACCUCGUCUAUCUUCCGAGAAACUCAACCGUGACACUGCGGUUGAGAGAUGAGACAUCCAAAAAGAGAUCACUUGCAUUUGUCAGAGGGGAUUUUGGUAUUCCUUCUGGUGAGUUUUUAGCUCCGCAGUUUGAAGGAAGAAGCAUCCCGUAUCUUGUUCCAGUGCCACUAAGUAAAGUAGGUGGUGUCUGGAAUGCUCGAAAGAACCUAGGACGCAAGAACCAACGGUAA